Rhincodon typus (whale shark) is the source of this 4681-nucleotide messenger RNA. RefSeq names its product G protein-coupled receptor kinase 6 (gene grk6). Gene Ontology annotation, molecular function: G protein-coupled receptor kinase activity; ATP binding. Gene Ontology annotation, cellular component: plasma membrane; cytoplasm. The record is from RefSeq and is a predicted model, not a curated record. Gene Ontology annotation, biological process: regulation of signal transduction; protein phosphorylation; signal transduction. Lineage: Eukaryota; Metazoa; Chordata; Chondrichthyes; Orectolobiformes; Rhincodontidae. Bases 46 to 1812 code for a protein of 588 amino acids. The transcript is spliced from 16 exons.
UCGACGCUUCCGGGAAAAAAAAACUGCGGAGGGUGAGGUCCUGGGAUGGAGCUGGAGAAUAUUGUGGCAAAUACAGUAUUACUGAGAGCCAGAGAGGGUGGUGGUGGGAGAUGGAAAGGGAAGAGCAAGAAAUGGCGUCAGAUGCUGCAGUUUCCCCACAUCAGCUUGUGUGAAGAGCUGAGACAGACGAUUGAGAAGGACUAUAAGAGUCUUUGUGAUGAACAGCCUAUUGGGAGGCUACUGUUCCGCCAGUUCUGUGAGACCCGGUCAGAGUUAUGUCACUGUGUGCAGUUUCUAGAUGCCAUGGCUGACUAUGAGGUGACUCCAGAUGAAAAGCGAAAGGAGUGUGGUCAGUGCCUUGUGGACAGGUUCCUCAACCCCAAGUCUCCUGAUUAUAUUUCAGAGAUACCCAGUGACAUGAGGAAUCAUUGUUUGCAAGAGCUGCAAAAUGGAGCCUGCAAGGAGCUCUUCAAGGAAUGUCAUAAAUUGAUCCAUGAUUUUCUGAGUGUUGCACCUUUCUCUGAUUACCAGGACAGUUUGUACUUCAAUCGCUUCCUCCAAUGGAAGUACCUGGAGAGGCAGCCUGUGACCAAGUACAACUUCCGCCAGUAUCGGGUACUGGGAAAGGGAGGCUUUGGGGAGGUCUGUGCCUGUCAGGUUCGAGCCACAGGGAAGAUGUAUGCCUGUAAAAAGCUAGAGAAGAAACGAAUCAAAAAGCGAAAAGGAGAGGUCAUGACUUUAAAUGAGAAAGAAAUUUUGGAGAAAGUGAACAGUAGGUUUGUAGUGAGCCUUGCCUACGCCUAUGAGACAAAGGAUGCUUUGUGUCUGGUCUUAACACUGAUGAACGGAGGAGAUCUCAAGUUUCAUAUCUAUCACAUGGGUGAGGCCGGCUUUCAGGAGCAACGUGCUGUCUUCUAUGUAGCCCAAAUAUGCUGUGGUCUUGAGCAUCUGCAGAGAGAGAGGGUGGUUUACAGAGACUUGAAGCCGGAAAAUCUGCUCCUGGAUGAUCAUGGUCACAUUCGGAUAUCGGACUUGGGCCUGGCAGUGUACGUGCCAGAAGGACAGACAGUCAAAGGCAGAGUGGGCACCGUGGGCUAUAUGGCUCCUGAAGUUGUAAAGAAUGAGCGUUACACGUUCAGCCCUGAUUGGUGGGGUCUGGGUUGCCUCUUUUACGAGAUGAUUGAGGGACAAUCACCAUUUCAACAGCGCAAGAAAAAGAUCAAACGGGAGGAGGUAGAACGGCGGGUCAGGGAGGAGCAGGAGACCUACUCUGACAAGUUCUCAACACAAGCACGUUCACUGUGUCAGCUGUUAUUGAGAAAAGCCCCUGAGGAGCGGUUGGGCUGCUGUGGAAGGGGUUCAUGUGAGAUUAAGGAGCAUCCUCUAUUUCAAGACAUAAACUUCAAACGGCUUGAGGCAGGAAUGGUACAGCCUCCUUUCAUACCUGACCCACAAGCAAUCUACUGCAAAGAUGUAUUGGACAUCGAGCAGUUCUCUACAGUGAAGGGAGUGGAAUUGGGUCCUGCUGAUAAUGAUUUCUACACCAGGUUUGCCACAGGGUCUGUCUCCAUCCCCUGGCAGAAUGAGAUGAUCGAGACAGAAUGCUUCAGUGAGCUGAAUGUUUUUGGGAGUAAUGGUUCAGUACCCCCAGACCUGGACUGGAGGGGGCAGGCUGAGACCCCGCCCAGGAAGGGAUUACUGCAGAGACUGUUCAGUCGACAGCGUGCUCCGCCCCCUUGUCCGCUCCAGCCUCCCCACUCCGCCCCCUCACCCGCUCCUGCCUGCCCACUCCCCUGCUCCAGUCAUGCCUAGCCUGUUGCCCUCCCUUUGUCUUGUCAACUUUCCCUCCUUCCUCCCUCUGCCCCCUCCUUACUCUCUCUUUUUUUUUCCCCCCCCCCUCCCCACCCCCACUUCCUCUCUCUCCCCACCCCCACUUUCUGACACCUACAUUCCCAUUACCUCCAGCAUGCCUUUUCAACCCUGAUUCCAUUUUUCAUUUUGACGCAGGGUCUCAAGGAUGUUAUCUCUCACCAUCUGGGAGUAUCUGUUAAUUUCAGGUAAUCCUUGGAAAGAUCUGAGGAUGAAGAGGUUUCUGGCAGUCAGGGCCCUAGACCUGAUCACCAGCUCUUGAUAAUCUUCCACCUUGUCCCUGAGCCCAUCUCCUCCUCUCUCUGCAGAAAUGAGCUCUCAAUACGGGAUAUCUUUUUAAAAAAAAACAAGUUGAUAAACCCACAAUCAAGCCUUUGGUGAAAGACUCAGUAAACCAAGAAAGUUAAUCUUCAGGAGCAUUCCAAUACUUCCUGCUAUGGCUAGCAACACGUUCACUGUCAUUAACCUACACUGUGUUUAUUGCUAUUACUAACUGCUAAUAACAGGAACAGGUCCACCAUUGUUAACAUAUACUGCUUACAAUUUUAACUAAUUAGCUGACUUAACUAACUAACGAAAACUUCUCCUGCACUGAAAUGCCACAUAUCAUUACAGCAAAUUUGACACUAGCACAAAUUUCGUUGUCUCUAAAUGUGCCACUUUUAUACUACAACCUGAGAGAGAAUCAGGGUAGACCACGGCAGCCCAUUGAGCUAGUUACCUUUUAGUGAGUACUAUCAUGGCUGAUGUGCUUUAUCGCCACUUUCUGAUCCGUCUUGCAGAUCCCCUCAGUUCCUCCAGAGACCAAAGAUCUGUUGAUCCCAGCAUUAAAUAUGUUCAACAAUGAUGACGCCAUAACUUUUGGUGCAGAGAAUUCCAAAGAUUCUCAAACCCUUGAAUGAAGAGAUUUUUCCUCAUCUCUGUCUGAAAUGAUCACCCUCUUGUCCUGAGAGUGUGCCCCUGUUCUGAAUCCUCAAUGAUUACAUUGCUUUAUUAGAAAUUCCAAUGCUUUCUUAUUUCACGCUGUGUCCAAUAUGUAGUUUUUGUUAGGAACCUAGAAAACACUUGCACAGGUAUUUUCUGACUCUUGCUAUUAAGAAUUUCUACCCAUAUUGAGUGUGUGCCUCAUGCGCUUGAGGCCAGUUCCUUCUUUAGGAAUGUCCUUACUCACCUUUACGACCAGAGCUACCUUCUUUACUGUUCUGGCUGUCUCUCUGACAUAAUGUGCAUCCUGGAGUAUUUGUUUCCCACCCUUCGUAAUCCUGUAACCAUGUUUCUGCGAUGUUAAUUAGAUCUAAAUCAUUGACCUCAAAUUAUCUUCCUGGAGAUGCUCUGUUCGUCGAGAUAAAUAAAAUUACAUUUUUUUAACUUCUGUUCCUGCAAUGAUCUUACUACACAAUUACUAUUAAACUCUCUGAUCCUUCUUAUUCUAUUUCACAUUUAUUCUCAUUGCUGCACUCUUACUUUGCCUUAACUUUUCAAGAUUUCUAAAUCUCCUUAUACGUGGAUCUUCGCCCUUCUGUUAGUUGAAAGCCCUGUCUGAAGCCCUAGUUAGCACUAACCAGCAAGAGUGUCUGUCCUCAUUCUCCUGCAGUGUUGAUGGCUGAAUCAAAUUCCUGUCACUAUUAGCUUGUCCAACCUCCUAAGUCUACACUGCUUCCCUCAAAUGCUAACCUGUGUAACAUGAGAGUACAAGUGUCACUAACCUGCACUGUUCAUGGUGGUAGAUAGACCUAGCACAAGGUGGAUUGUUGCAAACCUGUGCUGCUUAACACUGUAACUAGUGUGAAUGCUUACCACUGUACCACUGCUUACUGCUGUAACUAACCACUGUAAUUAGUGAAUGCUGUAACAUCAUGAAUUUCAUGAAUUCCCCAUUUUUAGAGGCUUGCAGCAGCGAGUCAGAAUUCUACUCCCAAGACUAAUGUGGCCUAUUGGCUAACCAGCACCAGGGAACCUGAGGUAACCAGAGUCAGUUCACUGGCAACUGAGGGUCCAAUGGGGGAAGAGGGUUUCUGUUCAGUGAGGGAGUGACCCAAGGUGACAGCGUGGGUGUCUGGUUAGUAACUAAGUGAAAGUUAAGUAUCGAGUCAGUGAAGGUUGUAUCCGAUUAGUGAAAAGUGACUGGGGGAGGUGUGUAUCUGGUCAGGUGAGGGGAUGACAGGGUAGGUAUCUGAUCAGUGAGGCAGUGAUGAGGUAAGUAUCUGGUUAAUGAGGUGACAGGGAGGAGGGUUAUCUGCUCAGUGAGGGGCUGAUAGGGAGGGAGGUAUCUGGCCGGUGACUGGGUAAUGGGGUAGGUGCCUGGUUAAUGAGGGGGUGACGAGGUGCUAUGUUAGUCAAUGGUUUAGAGUCUGACUGUUAACAGCCAGAAUGAUUGGCCUCCACUCUGUCCAGGAAUAGAUCACAUUGAGGAUGACCAUUGUACCUUUCUGACCUUGAUAAUCUGGAGAGAGCAAGAGAGUCUGCUGUUGUGUUUGUUUCUGACUGUAUUGUACUUUUUGUGGUUCACAGCAGUGGUUGUCCUGUUGUCCUGCCUGUGCUCAGCCUGUGUUUGUCUCUCCUAUUUGAUCUAGCUCCUUGUCUAAGGCCUUGCUUUGCUUUGCUUUGCUCCCACCUGCCCAUGCUCCUUUUCAGGUUGACUGUGGAAAUUGCCAGAAGACAGAAGAAGAUCAUCAAUCAUUCGACCCAGACCCACCUCUGAAACCCUUCAAUGGACCAUUCCUCACUGAGCCAAAGGACACAAGCUGUUUACAAUUUUGCACAUACUUGUACAUUAAUAUAUAAAUAUUAGGAUGUAUUUUUUAACUACAAA